CCGCGGCCGCCGUCAAAACCCAUUGGCGUGUCACCGUCCACCGUUUCCAACCACGACCCAUUGGAAUUUGGAAAACCUCAAACCGGCCGCGGCGGCAAAUACCACGCCACCAGCCGACCUAUAAACACAAGAGAUUUGCAACGAUCAUCGCAUCGUAAUUAAGAGAGAGAGAGAGAGAGAGAGAGCUCUCGCUGUUCGCUUCCACCGCCGCCGCCGCCACCGCCGCUGCUCGCACCUUUCCCAACCUGAUCCGGAGCGCAGCGAGGCAGGAUGCAUUCGACGAAUCUCCUGCUCGAGGAGCCCAUCCGUAUGGCCUCCAUCCUCGAGCCCUCCAAGACUAGCUUUUUCCCGGCGAUGACCAAGAUCGUCGGCACGCUGGGGCCCAAGUCGCGCUCCGUCGACACCAUCUCCGCCUGCCUCAAGGCCGGCAUGUCCGUUGCGCGGUUCGAUUUCUCGUGGGGGGACGCCGCGUACCACCAGGAGACACUCGAGAACCUCAAGCUCGCCAUCAAGUCCACCAAGAAGCUAUGCGCCGUCAUGCUUGAUACCGUUGGCCCAGAGUUGCAGGUGGUGAACAAGAGGGAAACCCCAAUCUCCCUUGAAGAGAAUGGGACUGUUGUUCUGACGCCUCAUCAGGGGCAAGAAGCCUCCUCCAACUUGCUGCCCAUUAACUUCUCUGGACUCGCCAAGGUGGUGAAACCUGGUGCCACAAUAUUUGUUGGGCAAUACUUGUUCACUGGUAGCGAGACUACUUCAGUUUGGUUGGAGGUUUCUGAAAUUAAAGGAGACAAUGUGAUUUGUGUGAUCAAGAACACAGCUACCCUUGCUGGGUCACUGUUCACGUUGCAUUGCUCUCAGAUACAUAUUGACUUACCCACACUAUCUGAUGAGGACAAGGAUGUUAUCAGAAAAUGGGGCGCUCCAAACAAAAUCGACUUCCUCUCUUUAUCUUACACAAGGCUUGCAGAAGAUGUGCGGCAGGCACGGGAGUUCCUCUCAACAUUAGGUCUUAGCCAAACUCAGAUUUUUGCCAAGAUUGAGAAUGUUGAGGGCCUGAACCAUUUUGAUGAAAUACUGGAAGAAGCAGACGGGAUCAUUUUGUCAAGAGGAUACUUGGGAAUUGAUCUUCCACCUGAAAAGGUCUUUCUAUUUCAAAAGUCUGCUCUGCACAAGUGCAAUAUGGCUGGAAAGCCUGCUGUUAUUACUCGUGUGGUGGACAGUAUGACUGACAACCUCAGGCCUACUCGUGCAGAGGCAACUGAUGUUGCAAACGCGGUACUUGAUGGUAGUGAUGCCAUUCUCCUUGGUGCCGAGACUCUCCGUGGUUUAUAUCCAGUUGAGACUAUUUCAACAGUGGGCAGAAUUUGUGCUGAGGCUGAGAAGGUCUUUAACCAAGAUUUAUACUACAAGCGAACUGUGAAAUAUGUGGGAGAGCCCAUGACCCAUUUGGAGUCUAUUGCUUCCUCAGCAGUACGAGCUGCUAUCAAAGUUAAGGCUUCUGUCAUCAUUUGCUUUACGUCUUCUGGAAGGGCUGCAAGGCUAAUCUCCAAGUACAGGCCCAGCAUGCCUGUUCUAUCUGUUGUUAUUCCUCGUCUAAAAACAAACCAACUGAGGUGGAGUUUCACUGGUGCAUUCGAGGCAAGACAAUCACUCAUAGUUAGAGGCCUCUUUCCUAUGCUUGCUGAUCCACGACAUCCGGCUGAAUCUACCAGCGCGACAAAUGAGACAGUUUUGAAGGUUGCUCUUGACCACGGCAAAGCUUCCGGUGCGAUCAAGUCCCAUGAUCGCGUCGUUGUUUGCCAGAAAGUGGGAGAUUCCUCGAUUGUGAAGAUCAUUGAGCUGGACGAUUAGACAAGUAGCCUAUGCUUGUCUGAUACUAUGGCAUGUUUUGCUAUAUUUUUGACUGGGCUGAAACUCGUUGGCUAUGUAUAAUUAAUCCUAUAGCUUGCAAAAUGAGCAAUUUUUUCUAUGAUAUGAUCAUAAUAGCAUUUUCUUUCAAAUUUGAAACUACCACGAUGCAGUUUGGAAGUUUGGUCAGAUUUUACUGCAGUGUACCACUUAAACGGGCAGAUGGAAUAAUGAAAUUGUACUGUGCCCUUGUCCCCUGCUA
This is a messenger RNA of Phragmites australis (common reed), 2110 nucleotides long. RefSeq names its product pyruvate kinase 1, cytosolic-like. The transcript is spliced from 16 exons. The record is from RefSeq and is a predicted model, not a curated record. Gene Ontology annotation, cellular component: cytoplasm. Gene Ontology annotation, molecular function: pyruvate kinase activity; potassium ion binding; magnesium ion binding. Bases 271 to 1851 code for a protein of 526 amino acids. Lineage: Eukaryota; Viridiplantae; Streptophyta; Magnoliopsida; Poales; Poaceae. Gene Ontology annotation, biological process: glycolytic process.